This is a messenger RNA of Lacerta agilis (Sand lizard), 1578 nucleotides long. RefSeq names its product protein geranylgeranyltransferase type I subunit beta (gene PGGT1B). Gene Ontology annotation, cellular component: CAAX-protein geranylgeranyltransferase complex. The record is from RefSeq and is a predicted model, not a curated record. Gene Ontology annotation, molecular function: CAAX-protein geranylgeranyltransferase activity. The coding region runs from base 1 to 1128 and encodes 375 amino acids. Gene Ontology annotation, biological process: protein geranylgeranylation. The transcript is spliced from 9 exons. Lineage: Eukaryota; Metazoa; Chordata; Lepidosauria; Squamata; Lacertidae.
AUGGCGUCGUCGGAGGAGGACGGGGGCUUCGGGGACGGCGAGCGGCUGGAUUUCCUGAAGGAGCGGCACGUGCGGUUCUUCCAGCGCUGCCUGCAGAUCCUGCCCGAGCGCUAUUCGUCCCUGGAGACCAGCAGGUUGACAAUUGCUUUUUUUGCACUCUCCGGUCUGGAUAUGUUGGAUUCCUUAGAUGUGGUGAACAAAGAAGAUAUAAUAGAAUGGAUUUAUUCCCUGCAGGUCCUUCCCACAGAAGACAGAUCAAACAUGCAUCGAUGUGGAUUCCGUGGUUCUUCGUAUCUGGGAAUGCCAUUCAAUCCGUCCAAGGGUCCUGGUAUUGCUCAUCCCUAUGAUAGCGGGCACAUAGCAAUGACUUACACUGGCCUUUCCUGCUUAGUUAUUCUUGGCGAUGACUUGAGCCGAGUAAAUAAAGAAGCCUGCUUGGCAGGACUAAGAGCUCUCCAGCUGGACGACGGGAGUUUUUGUGCAGUCCUGGAAGGAAGUGAAAAUGACAUGCGAUUUGUGUACUGUGCUGCUUGUAUAUGCUACAUGCUUAACAACUGGUCAGGGAUGGAUACGAAGAAAGCUAUUGACUAUAUCAGGAGGAGCAUGUCUUAUGAUAAUGGGCUUGCCCAAGGAGCCGGACUUGAAUCUCAUGGUGGCUCUACUUUUUGUGGUAUUGCAUCCCUAUGCCUAAUGGGUAAACUUGAAGAAGUAUUCUCUGAGAAACAGCUGGACAGGAUAAGGAGAUGGUGCAUUAUGCGGCAACAGAAUGGAUAUCAUGGCCGACCUAACAAGCCUGUGGAUACCUGCUACUCGUUUUGGGUUGGAGCAACUCUUAAGCUUCUGAAAAUAUUUCAGUAUACAAACUAUGAAAAGAACAGGAAUUACAUUUUGUCAACCCAAGAUCGCCUUGUUGGUGGAUUUGCUAAAUGGCCAGAUAGUCAUCCAGAUGCUCUGCAUGCCUACUUUGGGAUCUGUGGCCUGUCGCUAAUGGAGGAGUCUGGCAUUCGCAAGGUUCACCCCGCCCUGAAUGUAAGCACACGAACCUCAGAGCGCCUUCUGCACCUUCAUCAGAUCUGGGCAACCAAGGACUAUAAACAGUGUUCGGAUAUUGUGCACGAUGCCACAUGACUGAUUUCAGACUCCAGUUGAGCUUGGUAGCAUAAUUGUAGCCCAAGGUUAAAAGCCAUGUAUAACCAAUGUGCUCUUUUUAAGUGCUGGAAUCAUACAAUCAAGUUCAUGUCACUGGCAUCAUUCAGACAGCAAAUGGCCUUCAGCCAGUUAUUCUGGAUUGGAAUUUUUAAAAAUUGCUUGCCUCUACAGAUGCUGUCUCGGUUUGAACGAAUCCCUUCAAAGCAACAUUGUUCUAUUAUAUUACUUUAAACAGUGCAAUGGCAAAGUGUAAUGAUAAUAAAAAGGAUAUUAAAAAUGUAUUUAAGUAUUUUCAUACUCAAUCCCUUGAAUUUACUGAAAUUUAUUUGAUACAUCCUUCAUAUAAAAGCUUAUAAAUUAAGUGUUGAUUACUAAAAAAAAGGUGUCCUUUUAAGGUAGAUGACAAUUCUAUAACCUUUGUAUAAAAAA